Molecule: messenger RNA, 1569 nt
Organism: Caenorhabditis angaria
Lineage: Eukaryota; Metazoa; Nematoda; Chromadorea; Rhabditida; Rhabditidae
Source: the annotation of a GenBank genome assembly
AUGCCACGUGGCAAUCCAAAAUCCACGUUUGUUUUGCAGAACAUCAAAAACUAUGCGCCGAAAAAAAAUUUCGAACAAAUUCGAAAAUUCGCCGACGCCUCGCACACAUUUGUGGUAGGUCACAAGAAAAAACCGUGCCACGUGGCAAUUUGAAUUUUUGCAGAGGCUGGCCGAGGUGAAAAGUUCGGUUUGUUACACGGAUUGGAAUGUGGUGUGGCGAGUUUUGAACAAUUUGAGACAGGCUGGAAAUAUGGAUAGGUAUGGGGCUCAAAUUUGUCUGAAAAUCUAGAAAUUCUGAAAUUUUUGGUGUAAAAAUCGUGAAAUUUGAGCAAUUUUGAGCCAAAAUUCAAAAUUUCCAGAAAAGUCGCCGACUCGGAAAUGAUCAAAUUCUACAGUAUGCAAGAGAUGCGCGAAAAAUUUGGCGCCAAAAAUUUCGACGAAGAAAUUUUCAUUUUUGUCAAGCGCGAUCCGCUGGAGCGGGCUGUGGAGGAAUUUAUGAAAAUUUGUAUUGAGUGAGUGAAAAUUUCAGAUUUUCAGCUCAAAAUGCUCAAAAUUGUCCAAAUUUCACAAAUUUUCGCUCAAAAUUCCUGGAAAAUCUCAAAAUUUCAGAGAAAAACACCCGUGCUUCGGUUGCGGCUUCGAUUUCAUUUGUCAUCUCGAAAAAGUGCAUUUUCAUCUGGCUACAGUAUCCGCCAAAAAUUCGACAAUGCACUGGGAUUAUGUGAGGUAUAUUCCGCAGAAUUGGUUUUGUCAUAUGGCUAAUAUGAGCAAUCGAUUUUUCAUUUUUGAUUAUAAGGAAUUGAAGUAUCCGGAAUACGAUAUGGAAUAUGUGAGUGAUGCGAGAUUGACGCUUUUGUGGGAGCUUGGGAAUUUGCUGGCACAUUUUUUGUAGCUUAGAUGAUUGCUGACGUGUUUCAUGUAGUUUAGAUGGUUGCUGACGUGUUUUAUGUAGCUUAGAUGGUUGCUGACGUGUUUUAUGCAGCUUAGAUGAUUGCUGACGUGUUUUCUGUAGCUUAGAUAGUUGCUGACGCUUUUCGGAAAGCCUAGAGCUUUGCUGGCACAUUUUUUGUAGCUUAGGUGGUUGCUGACGUGUUUUGUGUAGUUUAGAUGAUUGCUGACGUGUUUUGUGUAGUUUAGAUGAUUGCUGACGUGUUUUAUGUAGUUUAGAUGGUUGCUGACGUGUUUUAUGUAGUUUAGAUGGUUGCUGACGUGUUUUCUGUAGCUUAGAUAGUUGCUGACGCUUUUCGAGAAGCUUGGCAAUUUGCUGGCGCAUGUUUUGUAGCUUACAAGAAUCCUUAAGCUACCGAAAAUGCGUCAGCAAAUCCAACACCUACAAAAUAUGCGUCAGCACUCCCCCCAUCAUAAAAACUAGCGAUUUUUCCCACAGAACUACAUCUAUCACCCCGAAGACUUCUCAACCGGCCUCCAAUUUUCCACCUAUCCAAACAGUAUGCGAAUCAAGAAUUAUUUGGUGGAUUUGGUGACGUCAAAUCGAGAGUUACUGGAACUUUUCGAGAAUAUUUACUAUUGGGAUUAUCAGAUUUUCAAUUACACUUUUCCGGAGAUUAA